AUGGCUUCUUCCGACACUUUGACAGAAACCCUUCAUACUGUGACUGGAAUCAAGAUACCCGAGCUUAGGAGGCAAAAGCAAGAAUAUGAGCGCGCCAAGCAGUCAUUGUUAGAAAAAGCCCAGAGGGAAGCAGAUAGCAGGACUCGCGUCCAGUUGCUGCUCGACGGAUCCGAAGAGCUUCCUGGCAUAAAGCACUUGAGGAGUCACCCCCUCUUCAACAUUGGCCGUCUAUGGUUCUUUGUUGAGCAGGCAAGAUUCGAUCCCUCCAUUUCUGAGCAGGUCUUAGCCGAUUACGAAAACACCAUCCGAAGCCAGCUCGAUGCCGAGACAGCAAAGUACGACUUUACUGAGCUUUACGGGGAGUUGGUGAAGGAGUGGACAUCCUCCAACAAUGCAAAUGCGACAGACUCUGAGAGCGGGUUCGCUGCCCUCGGACAUGAGGAUAUGCAUCAGCAGCGCGCCACCUUAGAGGAGUAUGUAUUCAACGCCAAGGAAACAGACACCACCGCAAUAAACGCGUAUCUUGAUGAGAUCUUUGCCAACAAUCCUUCCAAGGAGGUGAUGGGUGCGUUCGAGAGACUCCGAAGCCAGAUCAAGGAUUUCCAAACGAACUGGGAGAGGACAUCACACUUCGAAACGGAGGUAGUCACCGGAUGCAUCCAAAGUAUUCUGGAUCACGGCGUCAUUUCAGACUCAAAACAGUCAGCGCUACGUGGCUUUCUAGAGGAUAAGAUUGUUCUCUCUGAGAUAAAAGACGCCAUGAACAUACGAAUGGCCGCACGCAAUUCAUUCGCGCUGGACGGCCCGACGAUCAUUGAGCAGCGGCGGCAGCUUAACGGCCGGUGCCGUUUCUAUCCUGACGAAGACCUCCUGCAGAUGAUCUUCCUCCAGUAUAUCGGCGCGAAAUGGGCGAUUGAACUCAAGCGAGCUCUUACCGAGUUCAUAUUCGCCGAUGGUGUUUUGAAGUCCCCCUCAGGGAAACUGAGCAAGCAAGCUCUUCGACGCCGUCAGUUUUUCUUGGGCAACGCUGCGCUCCCAGGUGGUAGCGUCGAGGACCAAAACGACGACAUUUGGAGAGAUGAUAUCUUUCUCGAUCAGCUCCCGGUCGGAGCUGGAUAUCAUUGGAUGGACGAUGAAGACAAGCCCGAAUAUGGCUAUGAGGAAGCGCAACGCUCUCAGAAUACUCGCAAUGCUCAGGAACUUCUCCAUCGGAUCCAAGCCCAUCUAAUCGUGCGGAGGAAAUUGAAGAUGGACACAGCGGUAAUUCGAUCUGAUUUUAAGUGGCUUGGUUCCUCGCUUCCUCAUAACUCGAUCUUUACUGUCCUGAGAUACUUCGGUGUUCAAGAGGAGUGGAUUGACCUGUUCAAGAAAGUUCUAGAGGCUCCUAUCACUUUCAAGGAUGACGCGCCAGGUUCAGCGCCCCGCGUCCGGAAGCGUGGUAACCCCAUUGGCACCCGUCUGGCGACGUUCUUUAGCGAAGCGGUUCUCUUUUGUGUAGAGUUCGCUGUAAACCAGAAAACUGGCGGUGCUAAGCUGUGGCGUUUGCAGGAUGAUUUCUGGCUCUGGGGCGAUACUGAAGUUUGCUCCAAGGGCUGGGACACCCUGACGAACUUCUCUCAUGUCAUGGGCUUGGAAUUUGACGAAGACAAAACGGGAUCAUGCCAGAUCCUCGCGGCCGGAUCCCAUGAGCAAGCUACCGCCAACGCCAAUCUUCCCAGUCGCGACCUGGUUUGGGGUCUGAUUAGACUGGAUGCUGCUUCUGGAGAGUUCGUGGUUAACCAAGCAAAGGUGGAUGUAUACAUCGAAGCACUCGACCGUCGGCUCAAAGCGUCCAACAGCAUCUUCGAUUUCGUCCUGGCCUGGAACCUUUACGGCUGCCGCUUCUUCCUGCAAAAUCGCCGCUGGAUUGACGUAAGCACUACUCGCCAACAGCUUCAUGAGUUGCUCGAAACUCUUCGACGUAUCCAGUCCCGCGUGUUCCGACCUUCCAAUGGGAGCGUCGAGCAACACUUGAAGCAGAUGAUUCAAGAUCGGUUUGGAGUUUCAGACAUCCCUGAUGGCUGCCUCUACUAUCCGCCAAUGCUGGGUGGGUUGGGGCUGGAAAACCCCUUCAUCUAUCACAAUCUGUUCAUCCACUCGGCGGCCAAGAGCUCCGAGAAAUUCCUGGAGAAUUUCUUCCAGGACGAAGAGAAGGAAUAUCGUUGGCGAAAGCAGAUUUUCGAGGAUCUAGGCAUGAGCAACGAGAGUUCUAGCCAGAUCGUCGAUUUAGACGUCUCGGGAGAUAACCCUGAGCAGAACCAGACUCGCCGCGCUGCUGGAGGCUUUCCAGAACCGACUGGGGAUUGGGCCGACCUCCGAGAUGAACCAUUCAUGAGUUUCGAAGAGUUCAUCCAGCAUCGGGAAGUGACAAGCUUGGCUCUUGGGAUGGAAUAUUCAUGGUUAUUUUCAGAGCACGCAGAGCCGGAAAUUAGGAUAGUAAAGGACCUUAACAUGGGCAUUGAGUACAGUUCGCAAGCAGAAGCUCGUACACGAUGGAACAACUACGAGAGAUGGGUCAUUCAGCUGUAUGCGAAGGAUAUGGAGGCGCGCUUUGGCGGUCUCUUCGCGAUCAAGAAGGGAUUACUGCCAGCUGGUCUGAUAAAAAUGUUGCUCGAGAGCCGGCUCACGUGGAAAAACUAG
Messenger RNA from Clonostachys byssicola, 2679 nucleotides. Lineage: Eukaryota; Fungi; Ascomycota; Sordariomycetes; Hypocreales; Bionectriaceae. The record is from the annotation of a GenBank genome assembly.